AUGGGUCUCUCCGUCUCCCGCCUUCUCUCCGGCCUCUUCGGCAAGAAGGAGAUGCGUAUACUCAUGGUCGGUCUCGACGCCGCCGGUAAGACCACGAUCCUCUACAAGCUCAAGCUCGGCGAGAUUGUCACCACCAUCCCCACCAUCGGCUUCAAUGUCGAGACCGUUGAGUACAAGAACAUCUCGUUCACCGUCUGGGAUGUCGGAGGACAGGACAAGAUCCGUCCCCUCUGGAGGCAUUACUUCCAGAACACGCAGGGCAUCAUCUUCGUCGUCGACUCGAACGAUCGGGAACGUAUCUCGGAGGCCCGCGAGGAGCUCCAGCGUAUGCUCAACGAGGACGAGCUCCGCGACGCCCUCCUCCUCGUCUUCGCCAACAAGCAGGAUCUCCCGAACGCCAUGAACGCCGCCGAGAUCACGGACAAGCUCGGCCUCCACGGCCUCCGGCAGCGGACGUGGUUCAUUCAGGCGGCGUGCGCGACGAGUGGAGACGGUCUCUACGAGGGUCUCGAGUGGUUGAGCACCAACAUCAAGCGGCGGGUGUAA
Molecule: messenger RNA, 546 nt
Organism: Epithele typhae
Lineage: Eukaryota; Fungi; Basidiomycota; Agaricomycetes; Polyporales; Epitheliaceae
Product: ARF/SAR
Exons: 6
Coding region: 1-546 (181 amino acids)
Biological process (GO): intracellular protein transport; vesicle-mediated transport
Cellular component (GO): cytoplasm; plasma membrane
Molecular function (GO): GTPase activity; GTP binding
Source: RefSeq, a predicted model, not a curated record